Daphnia pulex (common water flea) is the source of this 514-nucleotide messenger RNA. RefSeq names its product complement receptor type 2-like. NCBI's taxonomy places the organism in Eukaryota, Metazoa, Arthropoda, Branchiopoda, Diplostraca, Daphniidae. The record is from RefSeq and is a predicted model, not a curated record. The transcript is spliced from 2 exons. The coding region runs from base 1 to 513 and encodes 170 amino acids.
AUGCGGAAGAGAAAGACUUUCGGAAGCAAAGCCCCGGUUACGUGUUAUUCCGGCUUCAAACUGAUGGGCGCCAGCAGCUGGAUCGAAUGCGGAGCCGAUAAUCGAUGGGGUGUCGCCCCUCAGUGUCUGCCCGUCGCUUGCGCCGAAGCCCCGCUCGUUUGCAACGGGACCCAAUCGGCCGCCGAACCGUUCGUCGCCGGAGAGGAGCUGAAUUUCGCUUGCCAAGAUGGAUUCCACAGCACGUCAUCCGACCUCCUAGUUUGCCUGGAAGAUGGCUCCUGGUCGGGCAACAUUCCCGAAUGCUUGCCGGAAGAGUGUCCUCCGCCGGAUGCGAUCGACAAUGGCGCCUGGGUCUACACGUCAGCUGUUGACGGUGAAAUGGUCAACGCCCAAACCGUUUUCUACACGGGUGCUGAAGUGGUUUACUCGUGUAACGAGGGCUUCCUGCUGGAGGGUGGAACACGACGAAGAUGUGCUGGAACAGUCGGCUGGAUGCCCCAGGGUCUACCUUAAU